Lymnaea stagnalis (great pond snail) is the source of this 31772-nucleotide messenger RNA. The record is from the annotation of a GenBank genome assembly. Lineage: Eukaryota; Metazoa; Mollusca; Gastropoda; Lymnaeidae.
AAAAGGCAUAUAUUUCUAUUAGAAAAACAAUAAAAUUUCGGAAAUGAAAGGACGAUGACGUUACAAAAUGGCAGCCCUCUGAUGUCAACAAAUUUUAGAUUUCCUCCUUUACUUUUAGUGGUCUACGAUCAUUUUACCCCUCGUUGAUAGAGUAGGCCUUUAGUUUCUUAUUUAUUUAAGUUUCUUACUUAACAGAGUUAAAUAUGAAUUUUAAGCCUUCAUAACCCUGACUUAUUUAAGUUUCUUACUUAACAAAGUAAAAUAUGACCCCGCCUUAUUUAUUUUUAUUAAGAAAAUCAUAACUUAAAUUUUACUGAACAAAUACAUUAUACAUUCUAUACUAUACUCAAUACUGACACUGACUGAGUAAUCUUACUUGAUUAAAUCUACUCACUACUCUGAUAUUUCACUGACUACCCAGACCUAGUCUAGUCAUUCAGUCAGUAUGUACCUCUUGUAACUUGUAGUCUAAUGUAGUACUCUAAUGUACUAAUACUAAUGACUAAUGUAGUUACUGUUAAGUAGGUCUAUAUAUUUUAUAACUUACAAUGUCUGUAAACUUAUAAGUUAAACAACAAUAAGUCAUAGAAUAAUACAGCUAAAACUAACAUUUACUGUGUGCAGUGACAAUCAAUAUUGAUAUUGAAUUAUUUAAAUAAGUGAAUGGAUUAGUGACCUGAAAUUGCAAAAUCAGAAGUCAGUUUAUUUAAAUUUAUUCCAAGUAUAAUUGUGUGCUUAUGUGUACGGUACAAAAGGAAUUUAAAAUAUAUGUACUUUUUAAAAAAAUAAUUAUAAUUAUAAGCCUAUUGGCCUUUGGAUCAGUAUCUUAUACUUAUAUUAUAUGAUUCAUAUGAUUAAAUUAGGCUACAUGUAAUUGUAAUGUUUUGACUUUUUUACUAUUUGUAGCUACCAACACUUAAAUGAUUACCCAUCUAAUCAAUGAUUACCCAUCUAAUCUAGUCAGUAUUAAAUUCAAUUUCUUAGUCUAUACACAGUUUACACACCAUCGGUUCCCCACCUUUAUGAUUUGGAAAGACAUUUUUAUAAUCAAUUUCCUGUGUUAUUGAAAGCUUUGUAAGGGAGACAUGUUCUUUUGAGAAUGAGGGGUAAACAGCCAGAUUGACAAAGUUAUUCAAAUGAAAACAAAAAAGUGUAGCUCAUGGCUUAUAAGCAAAAAAUAAGACCUGGCAAACCCAGAUUCUAAAUGAUGCUGUUAUGUACUGUUAUGAUUUUGGAUUUAAUAUGUUUAUAAGAUUUGGCUCAUAGAACAAACAAUAUUUAACAAAGGAGUGAGAAAAGCAGUAUGCAAAGAAUACGAUACCAAAAUUUGUAAUACUAUCAAAAUUUAAUUUAAUUAUACUAUUAAAUUUCUAUAAAAAUACAAAUUCAAAUACAGAAACAAAAACUCUGUAUCAAAUUACAGCACAGCAAGUGAAAAGUAACACUCCUCAAAAGAUACAAAUAUUAAUUUACACACACACAUAAAGAGUACAAUAUUGCAAUGACAUAACGUUUCAUAUAUGUUAGGAAACACAGAAAAAAUCUCUCUCUCCGCUAGGAAAGCUGCCAGCCUAUUUAUAAGGAUCAAAUCAAAAUGAUCUGGUAAAGAACUUCUAGAAAUUGCGUCGCCAAAUAGCAUCCUUUAGAAUUUAGAACAAAUAGAACGCAUUCAAACGUGAACAACCUUUUUUCAAUCUGGGUAGUGAUGGGUAAGGAGUGAAGCAGCACAUUUACUCUGUGACGUCAAAGAAAAGCAAAACAGGGGGGAGAUAACUGGUGGUGGCUAAAAUAGCGCUACGUUGAAGUGAAAUUGGGUCAAAACAUAGGCUAUAAUAUAAUAGAUGCUACAUAGUUUCUUACAUAUGUAUGUUUUCAUUGUGUAUAAAAUUAAUAUUUAGAAUUAUUGAAACUGAAAUUAAUAAAAUGUUACUGGCAUAAGAAACAUCUAUUUGAAUUUUUUUUGUCACAGGGUGUUUUCUUCCAUCAUUAAAAGCUUACACAAAAACGAUAUUGAAAACCUGCCAGCAUGAGUUGGUGGGAUGCCUCUGGUAUCUCUAGCCUUGCUUCACAGGCAUUAAAAAAUGCCCAAAAGAAAAUUGAUAAAGUACUUGAUAUUGAAGAACGUUCAUCAACCCAAGCACAAAAGAAGAAAGGUUCUGAAAUAAAACAUAAGUAUUUCGUGUGUUAAGCCAUUUAGUUAAAAAUAGAAUUGAUUGUAAUGUCUAAUUUAUAUAUAUAUCUAUAUAUACACACACACACACAUAUAUAUAUAUAUAUAUACACACAUAUAGUGGAACCCCGCUAUAAAGCAUCCUUCCAUAACGCGAAUUCGGAUAUAAAGCGGUCGUAGCAUGGCUCCCGAAAUUUGAAAUUCAUUUACUCCUUCAGGCCUAAGUUCUUUGAAAAUUUUAUCCAUUGCUUGGAAAGCCAUUUUUUAAAGCGAAAAAAAUCACAACUUUUCAAAAUAUCGUAGAAAAUGAGCCCACUAGUAUCAAAAUUAAUGCCAAAAACGAGUGUUACUUAUUACGGAUCCAUGAGUAAAGCCAGUAAAUCGUCUUUGUGAUUGUCUUCCAUGAAUUAUAUAUUGCUUAUAUAAAAAAAUAUUUUUCUGUUAUGGAAAAGCAAGUUCAAAAACGCAAGUCGUUUUCUGCUAAAGAGAAACUGUAUGCCCUAGAUUAUCUAAAGAAGGGCAAACAACAAGCUCAGCUUGCCAGAGAUCUAGUUAAUAUUCAUCUGAUGAUGAGCCGACUUUUGAUCAUUGUACAUGUAUACACGUAUGUGUUCUCGGAAAAAAGUUAAAUAUUGUAAAACCGCACAUUAACGCAACCCCUCUUUUAGCGUGAUCCGAUUUUAUGGACCCCGAUCAUCACGUUAUAGCGGGGUUCCACUGUAUAUAUAUAUAUAUAUAUAUAUAUAUAUAUAUAUAUAUAUAUAUAUAUAUAUAUAUAUAUAUAUAUAUAUAUAUAUAUAUAUAUAUAUCAUUUAAGUAUAAUAACACAUUUCGAUUUCAAACAGCACAAAUAAAUAAAUCUGACCAUUAACAAGCAAUACCUGUACCAAUUUUAUUGAUUAUUUCUUCAGAAACAAAAGAUGAUGUAUCAACUGAGAGGGCAGGUGGAGAUGCUGCAAAGGAAGGAGACCUUUGGUCAAACUGGAUGGGAUCAGGUGAUCAGAAAACAAAGGAAGAUAGCCAAAAUGAUAAAUAUCAUUCAUCUUGGAGUUUACCUUGGAGUUUGGCUUCUUCAUCUGCCACAGCAACAUCUGCCACAGCAAAAUCUGCCACCGCAGCAUCUGACAACAGUAAAGCCGAACCAGAUGGAACUGAGACUAACACAAACAUUAAUGACAGUAGAUCCUUAGAGGACAGAGUAACAGAUUUUCACCUAGACAAAUAUUCAGUAAAAAAUAAUGACAGUCCAGCAACGACACCAGUUGUUGAUAGCACAUUCAUGGAGGCAACAGAUGUUGAUGAAAGUGACAGUUUUACUUCAGAUUGGCGGGAUUUCCCUAUGGAGGACAUUGUUGCCACAUCACCUGCUAGUGUUGACAAAUUGCUGAAUGAAGCAUCAGAAAGUGGGAAUAUGUCAACAGAUCUUGAAACUCCUUACCUGGUUGACGAUUGUGAAGUUAAGGCCCCACGUAAUGAUUCCCACAUUUAUUCAGACUCUGGGCAAAAUUUACCAGAGUUAAGCCAGGAGUCCUCAACGUAUUUGUCUGAAAGUCAUCAGGGCUCUGUGCUCUUACAAGACGACUACACUGGCCAAAGUAAAAAUCUUUCUACUUCUGUAAAUUAUGCUGCAGAUAAUUUGCAUACAGAAACUCAUCAAAAUGAUACUGCCAUCAAUCAUCCUAAUGAACCAGAGAGUAAUCCUCUCCCCACUUCGCCUUGUGCAAUCAUGGCUCUAGAAAGUGAAAUGGAACCACAGAAAGCUUUGUUGGAAGUUGAAAGUGCUUCUCACGCCGCACUUGAGAUUUUUGUGGAGGAAGAAAGUGUUUUUUCACAGCCAUCCAUUCCAGCAGAAGACAACUUAACUCCGGACACAUCUAAUUGUGAACAUGUAUCUGAACUUUUUAGUGUGCAAGAAAAUAAUUUUCAAAGUGUUCUUUCCUCUAGUGCUCAAAGAUUGUCUCAGUCAGAUUCGAUGCUAGAAUAUGUCAAUAUCAGCGUCUCUGAAAAUGUUUCAAAUGAGGGCAGUGCUGUUAGUUAUGAUGACAUUCUCCAUGUCAGCUCAGACAUGGGUAACUCUAGAGCCAGCAGUGACUUUGAAUUGCCAGGAGGCCAUACCAGCAGCACUGGAUCAUCUGAAACUGGCAGGUUUGACAGUAGUAUAGAAACUGUAGUUGAACAGGAUGCACACAGUCGAUCUGAUCCUCCCUAUUCCUUGUUUGGUUGCGAACCGGGUGACAGUUGUAUAAGUGAAGCGAAAGUACUGGAUGAGGAUCCACGAUCCUUGAAUUCCUCCUAUGUUAAAUGUAUGCUUGAAGAAGCCAUGGAAGAUUUGAGUAAAACAGAGGAUUCUGGAAGUGAUAAUCAUUCAAAUGGAGAAAAAUCUGAGAGCUCCAAGGUAGAUUCAGAAUUGGAAAAAAGUGUUUACAGUGGGCAUGAGUCCAGUGAUGACUUUGAGACGACGACAUCCUCAGAUAUUGAAAUCCUCUCAGCACCGCAUUCAAACGGAGACAAGUACAAUGCACCCUAUGACUUGUCUCCGUUAAAAAUAGCCCUUCAGCGAUCAGUUAGAGAUCAGUGUCGUUCAGACAGUCAGUCUAGUUCCAGUGCCAACAGCAAGGGGGAUCUGGACCGUUUAAGUCCAGAGAGAGGAGAAAGCACAACUUGGAGAGAUGAUGGUGAGAACAUUGAAAAAAAUAUGACGGUAUUCUUUUAUAAUAACAAUUUUAAUCUAAAUGUUUAGAUUUGUUUAAAAGGGGUGAUGGAAGGAGAGUUUAAAUGAAACAAAGUUAUGGACAUAGUUUUAAAAAUGUUAAUUUUGCUUUUUAACUUCAAAAUUAAGCUAUUACUGAAAUAAAAGGAAGGAUACAAAAUUUCAGCCACUUGACCUUAGAAUAAGAAUACUAUGGAGUUGUUUUUUUUAAUACAAUGAGGAAUACUUGAAGGAAUAACAAUUGUAUUGACAGCACUGAUGUUUGUGUCUUAUUGUUUAUUUUAAUUUUUUUUUUUUAAGACUUGCAUCAUGACUUGCAAUCCAUCAGAGAAACUAAUAAUCCUUACCAUCCUGAAAGAUUACUCAAGGUGAGUGUGAUAAAUUAUAUAUUAAAUGUGCUUGAUUUAUGUGUAAUUUACUUGAGCCACCUUUUCCUGUCUGGAUUCUUCCAUCUUCUGUGUUCACAUUCAGGAGCAUGCUUAUUCCCUCCCCAAAAACUCCAAAUUAGGGUUGUGAUAUUUCUGAUAGUGUUAUGCAUUAACACAUUUGCUGUUAAAGCUAGGCUAAUGCUGUUUUGGACAUUUACACCAGGUGCUAACGUGUUUUAUAUUAAAAUGUAUAUCUUCGCAAAAAUGAGCUGUCUAAGUUAUAACUAAAUGGUCUUUUUCAUUCCAUCAGUGGUCUAAUCCAUUUAAUGUGAUCUAAUUUGCUUUCUUAACAAGCCAGUAACGUAGCAGCAUCUUUGUAGGAAUAAUGGGAACGCCUUGGAAAUUUAUUCCUGGCUAUAUGUUCACUUCAGAGGGAUCGCCCAUGUCAGAAAUUUCAGUAAUUGUUCCCAUUUAUAUGUAAGAAUAGGAUUAUUGAACAAUUAGCUGUAGGAAUUUAUCAAAAAUUGUAAGUUGAAUUUUUUUACAUGUGAAGGCAAAUAAUGAGUGAGUAUAUGAUGGUAAUAUCCUAAGUGGUCAAAAUGUCAUCUUUUGUUUCCCUUUCAUUGACACACAAAGGUAUGUGCAAAUGUUCACCCACCACACAUUUUCGCAGAACUUCACAAAAUACCAUCAGGCUCACAAAACUAAGUUAGUCCCUUCUUCAGAUUAGUUUCCUUGUUUGUGUCCUUUUAGAAAAGUUACCAAGGCUGUGAAUACCUCACAUAAACCUUGUUGUCAUAAGGAGUAAGGUGGGGGAAUGUACUCUUUAAACUCUGACUAUGCAGCUCAGUAAGGGUAUUUAAAGCGGCAGUUUUCAUAGGAAAAAUAAAUGAACAUUCCACUUUGAUUGUUCAUUCCAGGCAAAUUAUUCUAAUAAAAUGAUUUUUAAAAAGAACUUAGAAACUCACACUAGAUCCCUAAAAUUGUGUAUUUUAAACAUGAUUAGGGACAAAAAUAAUUUUUUGUCUCUGCCGUGGCCAUGGUAACUAAUUCUGCAUCAAGCCAAAGUCCGUGCCUUUUAUUAGGCAUCUUACCCUUGGACUAAAAGAUUCUGAACAAGAUAAAGAACACUACUUUUAGUAGAAUUUGUGGUUUCUCAUAUCAGGGUGGCUAUGACAUCAUGCGACUGCAUGUGUUAGAGGGCUUGGUGCUGUGUAUUAGCAAAGGAUGAUGAUCACUUUAUUUUCACUGGCACUAACUCUAUAGCAAAAGCUGUCAUCACAGUUGAAAUACAAUUAAAUAGAAAUAUCACAGCCACAAUGACACAACAAAAAGUCACUGUGGCAUGGUUCAUCAAGGGUUUCAAGUGUUAUCUAAAAGAUAACAGUGAAAUAUUUACUGAUUUCUCCAUAAGUCUUAAAACUAAAGCUUAAAAGACUUAAAGGCUGGCAGUAUGUUUAUGGGGAAUCAUCCAGGGGAGGAGACCAGAAAAACACCAGUCUUAAAAUUUAUGUGAAGAAAUCUAUCAGUUAUAUCAGGGUAAUUAAAUGCAGUGGGCGUUGUACAGUAGAAAUUCAACUGUCAGGACUAUUUGUGACAUGUUUAUGAUUAAAACCAUUUGGAUAAUUGCUGGAACAUAAUUUGAAGUAAAAAUGAAAGGCAGUAUUUAAUAAAUAAUCAGAUUUUAGCAGUCUUAUUAUAGAAGCCCUGGAAUAGGUUGCAUCUUGCCCCACAGCAUCCAGAAUAUUCACUAUUUUGUCAUCCCCUGUUCUAGAGCAGUGUUUCCCAAAUCUUUGUGGUAUGUUCCAGACCAGUAGUCCCCAUUGUUAUAAUUAAGCUUUGAUUGGAUUCCCAUGAUUCUCAUGAUUCCCUUUGAUCUGACUGAAAAUGCUUUUGUGUUUCUUCCGGAUGUCCACAGAAUUUGCAAUUGUGUUUUCAUUUUAAAAAAUGACAGUGCAUAACCCAAGUCCUAGGUAUUCCAGUUUCUACUGUAAAUAAACAAGUUUUGUUAUAUUUUCUGAAACUAUACCAGUGAGUUUUAGGGUAGACUUAAAUGGAUUGAUCUGGGGCACUGACAUCUUUCAAAAUUUCAUGAAACAUUCUUGGCAAUCUUUGGCCAUCUAAAUCUAUAUUUCAAUUUUUAUUUUAAAGAAAAGCUUUUAUGGCAUGGACUUUUAUUUUUUUCCGCGCAUGCUUGCUGCAUAAAAAAAGAACGGUCACCAUUGUCGCUUUAUGAAAAUGUAACAUAUAAAAUACUUUAUCACCCUUGUUUUCAGCUGGCUCAGUCUGUUGUCCGGCAGAAAGUACAUGGUGGGCAGGUAAACUUGAAGGACAUUUGUAGUUUUUAUAUGUUGCUAUGCCUCAUUGAAGAAAUGCUAGAAUUUCAACGGAAAGUAUUAGUAUAAAUAAUGAACUAAAAAAAUUUCCUUGUGAUAGUCUUAAUUGAAUAGAAAUAAGAAAUAUUCACGGGGCAGAGGAAAACCUGAAAAAAUUGGAUGUUUCGGCUAAGAAAAUAGCAAAAUAGCUAAAAUACAUCGACAGACAAACUAAGCCUCUCUAGAAAUUUAGCUGACCGGAAAUGGUAGGCUUAUUCAGUUAUGGAAGAAUCCCAUGAAAUCAAAGAAUUUGCAUGUGAGAUUAAGAGGAAACGUAAAAAGAUUCUAUAUAAAUAAAUUAAUUAAAUAAAAUGAGAUAAAAGGGAAAAGGAAUAUUACUAUAAAACGGCAAGGACUACAUGGAGGCAAGGUUAGCAAGGAUGUUGGAUAUGAGGCAGAGAUCAUGGAAAGAACUCAGAGAGCAGAUGGGCUUUUGCAUUACCUACUGAUAUUUGGAACUCUAGACGAACCAGAAGAGAUGAGGGUCAGUAAAGAAAGAUUGGAAAAAGACUUCAAACCUUCAUGAAUGGUUUUGCUGAAAUCUUAACAUCAGGUGGUUCCACAAAUACACAAAAUACAGGUCAUAAAGGAGAAGGGAAAGGAACUUCACUGUAAUUAGUCAUAUGAUGUAAGAGAGAGCGGAAAGAACGAGGAGAGCUAGUAAGUGAAAAAAGGACAUGACAUUCAUACCAUGUGGUGUCAGGGUCCCAUAUGUGUGUAUCAGUUUGUUUUCCAAACUCACCCUUGCUUGCGUGUUGGUAGGCGAAGCAAUAGCCGUAAUUGACACAUCUGUCGACUCUUUGUGGUCACUUCUAUUGAAGUGAGUGAGAAGAGCCAGACAGGACUAUGCUUGUCUUCAGCAAUGUUACAUAGGUGUUCACUGAACCUAUCAGCCAGUUGUCACUCAGUCUCUCCCACAUAGCAAUUUAGGUAUUGUUUAUACUAUUGUGUAAGCAACAUUACGGCUGAUACAAUAACUUUUAUUGGAAAAGAACUCUUAGGGAAGUCAAUAUGUUGUAGUUUGAAAAGUGUAAGGGCAGGUCUAACAAUGGCUACUAACACAUUGCUUAGUUUCAAAAUGGAAGUUGUUGGUUAAAAGGAGGCUAUGAACCAGAAGGUCAGGUAAAUUCCUAUCGUGUCUAAAUACUAUGGGAAGGGGUUAUGAGAAAGUUUUGCAUGCAUCAGGGUCAGCUAGAAGAAUAUCAUGAUUUUUCUGAGAUUAUGAGAGUGAUACUCAUGGAUAAGGUUGGUUCUGUCCUCAUUGAAUGGGUGGUUGUCCUUUUUCAGGUUUUCCUCUACUUCUUUAUAUUUCUUAUUGCUUCAACCUGCACGCAAUCCUCCCAGUAUUUCUCUAGGUCCAAUAGAGCAGCUUAAGAUAUGAUCAAUACUGAAAUUUUAUAAAACGUAAAUAUCUUGGGUGGUAUGUACACACAUUUGCCCAAAAAUUUCAUUAAACUGAUUAUCAAGGGUUUGAACAUUGCAAACUUAUGUGUCACAUGCUCUUAUGAUUAAUGGUCCCCAACUUUUAUGUGGAAUGUUCUACCAAAUACUGCCCACCUUAUGAGUGAAUGUUCUAUACCAUUGGUCCACAACCUCUGUGUGAAAUUUUCUUGACCAGUGGUCCCAGAAUUGUGAAGUGUCCCUCUUUUUAAGGGUUAAUCCCCCUCUUGCCCCUCAAUGUGGACGCCCAGGAAAAGUUUGCCUCUUGGCCCACAGCAUCGAAAAUAAUAAUUAUUUUGUCAUCAUCUUUUCUAGAACAGUGGUUCUAAAUUACUGUGUGGUAUGUCAUUGGUCCUUAACUAUUUGUUGACUAGGGAACCUUGGGCAGUGGCUCAUCCAUGAAAAGGAAAACUCUGAGUGCAAAUCUCCGCUGCUUUGCUGAUAAAAACCCAUGGUUAAGGGAGACAACACCAACAUAAAAGUCUGGAGAUGGGGUCCUGUAGGCGGUUUGAAAUUGAUUCCCUGAAAAUUCCGGCAACUCCUGCAAUGCCUCUAGUGCCAAGUUGUAUCAUUCGUUUGAUGUUCCCAUUGAGUUCACCAGCUAUGUGGGACGGGUUCCAGUAAAAUAAUAAAAGAGACUUAAGGUAAUAUAUUGGAACAUAAAAAAAUGUACCCAAGACAUAAGGAGACAAUAUAUUGGAAAAUAACAAAAUGUACCCAAGACAUAAGGAGACAAUAUAUUGGAACAUAAAAUGUACCCAAGACCUAAGAAGAAAAGGCAUUGGAACAUAUCAGAAUGUACCCAAGACCUAAGGAGAAAAUAUUUUGGAACGUAACAAAAUAUACCCCAGACAUAAGUACAAAGUACUAAUAAAUUGACUACCCUUUUCCAAACACCUUUUAUGAAAUUUUUGCACAUAGUACCUGAGAUUUAUGGCCCACAUAUAGCACAUCUUAUUAUGAGGCACAGCUGAGGGGUUAUUUUCUUUAAUUGUGUUCAUUAUUUAGAUAUUGAGUUUCUCCGGUUUUCUUUAUCGUUGUUUAUCAUCUGCGUAAAGAUGAUUUCCAAAUCAGCUUUUACUAAUCGUUAGAUCACUCCACAAGGCUUAACACAGGGCCGAGAAAUCAUUGAAUUAUUUUUUUUAAAGUGUUUGCUAAGAGAUAAUUGACAAAGAAUUCCGGGUUUAAAAAGAAUAUUAAAUAAAACUUUUCAGUAAAUAUUACCAGGUUUUAUAAAUAAAGAACCCGUACAUUAUUUGUUUUAACCAAUGAAGACGUCAUCAAAUAUCCUUGUCAAGUGGUCUCAUGUUUUCUUGGCUUUUUUAACAGCUUUAUCAUGUAUUCAUUUGCUCAUAAAACUUGUUGAUGUGUGAAAGGCAAGUGUUUGUUUAACAUGAAAGAAUGAAAAUUAUGUGAUAUAAACUCCUAAUAUAUUCAAGUAACAUAUUUGCUCUUAAAUUGCAAUAUUCUAGCCGAGGCACUUGAUUGUCGUUUUUUUUUUUCUUAAAUAUUCCAACAUAAGUUUUACAACGCCAACCUAGGACUUUGAUUACAGCAUAAAAAUAUGUCUACAUUUGUGUUGAUGCCACCAGUUUUAAACCACCCCACACACACCGCAAUCCCGUCUCUGUGGUCAUUAAAAAACCCAUAUAUUAUUAAUUGGAUGGUAAAAAUCUUACACCAUUUGUCAUGCUCCCCCCCCCCCCCAAAAAAAAAAAAAAAAAAAAAAAAAAAACAAGUAUAAUAUCAGCAACAAGCUGCAGACAUUUAUAAGAAGGCAAAACAUUUUUAAAAGGCCAUUUCCAUUAGUAAAAUAUCAGAUUAACCACACUUUCAAUGACUUUUUCUAGUUUCUCUUAUAGCAUGUCUGUCGUAGAACUACUAUAAAAAAGCAAUGAGGUUUAGCAAUUAGAAUUAAAACAGUUUUAAUUUGAAAAGGUUCAGCUUUACAUGAAUAUGAAGGGCUACCAGAUUUUUUUGACCUUGUCAGCUUGUGGUAAAUAAUGGCAAAUACUGUUUGAACCAUGUCAGUUUCCAAAACCAAAUUAAAGUUUAAAAACAUACAUUGUGGGAAAUCCUAUAAAAAAGGAAUGCUUUAAUAAAAACAUUAACUGCUCUUAAUUUUUCUUCCAAACCAAGUUUAAUGGAUUUUUAAAUUUAAAAAAAUUGGUGUGCCAUAUGUCAUUCUGGUUAAGGGAUCAAAAAUAUUUCUUCCUCCAGCCUUGGUUCAUCACCUGUGGCCUUACAGUUUAUUCAGUCUGUAUUUUCGCAUAAAGUGUCUAUCAGUGUAUCAGAUUUUAUGACAUAAGCUUUGAUUGUAUACUUCAACAAAUCAAUAAAACUAUUAAAGUUAAAACCAGUUAAAGGUUGAACAACUUACCAGCUCUUUCAUUUUCAGCCCAGAAGAUGAAAUCAAUACUCUACCGUCACCUUCCCAACCCCUCCCCCUUUAGACACACACACACACUUAUUCCUACAUAUGAAGUAUUUCCAUUGCAAUUGUAGCUAAGUUCAUAGGAAAGUUGUUUUUGUUUUUUUUUUCCCAACUAUAAAUAAAUUUUAAAAAAAUUUAACCAUUGUCAAGUUGGGAGUUGGGAGGCUAGACGUUAGAAAAAAAAACUACAAAGAAUUAAAACGGAGAGAACAGUUUACAUCACUUGACAGAUUCAUAGUUAAAGCCACUUCAACAGUUUAUUCCCAAAUAUAUUUUUACCUAAAAUUUUGAAAGUAAAAUGAAGAAAACAUUUUUUUAAGGCAUAUUUGGAUGUGAGCAGCUAUUCAUUACAAAAUGAAGUUAAUCAAGUAAAAUUCACAACCAAGAGCAGCCCAGAUUGUGAACUAUAUGAUAAGAUUCUUUCAUUGAUCCAAAUAAAUGCAAAUGUUUUGGGAUUACAUUGUGUGUGUUCAUUUUCAGCACAUAAAUAAAGACAUAUUUUACAAUUAUAAAGUUUGAAACACAAGACAUCUAAAGUAUUUCUCUGGCGUAGAAAUCAGCAAUCAGUGAACUCCUUUUGUGACAAAAAUGAUUUAAUUAGUGAUCAUAGGAAUUUCUUUCAGUCCUAACUUUAAGAUAAAGAAUUUGUCCUGAUCAAGCUGAUCUUAGGUAUCUUUGAUGGAAAGGGUGGGAGGUAUCAUUGAAAAAAAAAUGUUUAGUUUUAUAACUAUCAGUAUCUCUCAUGAUCUUUUUAUAGAAUGUUCAUAUAUACCGGUACACUUUUCUCAUGGCUAUUAUUGUAAACUAAUUUUGAUUUUCUACUUGAUGUAAGUUCAAAUGAAUAAUGUACUGAUAAAUGUUUAAGUGAAUGAUGUAUUAAUACUUAAUGUAGUUAAAUGAUGAAUUAAUGUUAUGUGUAAUUGAAUGGUGUAAUUGAAUUAUGAAUUAAUACAUGUGUAAUCCAAAGACUUAAUCAUACUAAAUGUAAUUGAGCUUUGAAAUGGAAACAAGACAGUUAUGUUUAAUGUUAUUUUUAUACAGGAACUUUUAUAAUGUGGAUAAGAUUUAAAACAACAAAAAAGAAUUUAGUUUUCUUGGUCUGAUUCAAAAUAUCGGGUAAAUCUACUGUUUGCUAUUGGUCCAAAAAAAAAAAGAAUUAAAAAGUUACAUAUCUUUUUUACGCUUAUAGAAAUAAUUUUAACAUUUAAUAGAUGAUCAAUGCCUGUCAGUCUUAAUCAUGGGAUUUUAAUGUUAUUUUUUUUUAGUUUAGGUGAUUGUCAAAAUGUUCAAGACAAUGCUUCCACAUUCAUAUUUCUAAAAUAAAUCCCCACUUUGCGCUGAUAGACAAAUCUGACUUUUGCUGGUUUAUUAUGUCCAAUGUUUGGUUUUAUUAAAGUUAUUUUCAAAUCCCUGUUAUCAUCGGUUGCCAUGGGACUAAAUACCGGAACUGUUGCAACAGAUGGUGUGUACAGCUAUUCUUUAUCGUUCUAGAAACUGGCUGAGAUGGCUGAGGUGCUACAGGCCAGGGAAACCAAACUCAUCCAACUGAGCAAAGACAACCAUCAGCUUAUGGAGGACAAGAACAUCUUACAAAAGUGAGAGAUUCUCUGUCUUUUUGGGGCGUUUGUGGGGUGGGUUUGGACUUGAAACAAUUUUUUUGAAUGUAACUCAUUGUUUUAGUCUGAAGAGUGACAUCUGCACCUGAUAUUAAUUUUUGUUUUAAAUAAAAUGUUUACCAUAUUUUCUUAGAGGAAAAUCCUGUUUUAAAAAGGCCAAAAGUUCAGAUUCAUGCUGUUUGAUCUUUGGAAAAACCAUGUAAAUAGAAAAUGCUUGCGAUGUUUAUAAAAGUUCAAAGAUUUAUUUUUUUUUGGCUUGGAGUUAGCUUAGUCUCAAAGAAACUUUAAAAUUUCAUCAAUGGCCUCUAUGAAACACUAUGGCAAUAUUUUCCAUCUCCACAACAGCACCAGAGAAUGAAUUUCUUCAAGUUGAAGAAUCUGUUCAACUGCUGGUGAAAUGUGCACCAGUUUGGCGCGUGAAUAACUGUUUGAUCUCUGCUCAAACCUUACAAAGUAUCCCUAGAAGUGUUAUCAUUGCUCAUGAAUGCUAAUGAUACGCUUGGCGACACACCCCGGCUGAUGUACUCACACGAUCGAUUACUGUCAAUUAAUGUCAAACGCAUACUCUUGUCUGCUAAUUUGGUGUAUCGACUGAAAGAACUAUCCAUUGGUCAAGGCCUGCCCCGUAAGAGUAUCCAUAAUAGUGGUGGGCGGAAAGUUGGUGCACGACGAAAGAAGAAGCGUUUUUAUCGAGCAGGUCGUCGGAAACAGCGUCCACUGAAGUACCACCAUGGCGAAAGCAAUGUCAACACUAUCGUCUGUGUAGAUCGUCAUGUAAAGCUUUUAAACAAGGCUGUCAGUAACGACGGAAAACAGCCACAUACUGUGUCCUCCAUCACGACCAUUCCCUAUCUGUCAAUACUAAGAGCACGGCCGGUGGCUCAUGAUUUCACAUCGCCCGUCGUGACGAGAUCAAAUUUAAUUGUCGUUGACCGCCAGCCUGCUGUGAAGCCGCAAUCACGGCAUUUCGGAGUACUAUAUUUUAACUCCCAGUCCUGCAGGAAUAAGACGGCCGAGGUGUGUGAUCUUGUCGUGGAGAGCAGGGCCGACCUUGUGUUCAUUACCGAGACGUGGUUUAAACGUGUCGGAGAUGAGGUGAAGCUUCAAGAAAUUACACCUCCGGACUACGUCCUUCACUCUUGCCCACGGCAGUCGAGCAGUGGUGGUGGUAUUGCCGUCCUUUACAGGAACUCCCUUAAAAACAGUGUGGCCUUCUCAAAAUCGGACGAGUUUGUUUCAUUUGAAAUGUGCAAAAUGCAACUUGAUUAUGGUGAACAAGUGAUGACAUUUCUCUGCAUAUACAGGCCACCUCCAAAUAAGCAAAAUAAGUUGAAGAUCUGUCAGUUUACUGUGGAGUUUAUACAGCUCCUUGACAUGUAUGCCACCAGCAACAACAAUGUCAUCAUAAUCGGCGACAUAAACUGCCAUUUCGACUCCACCACCGACAGCUACGUAAAGACCCUAAAAUCAGCUCUUGACACACACGGAAUGACUCAGCUUGUCAGUGUCCCGACGCAGAAGCGAGGUCACAUCCUAGAUUGGCUAGUUGUCAGAGAGGACCGGGCAGCUAUGAUCCAAAACCUCAUUAUUGAGGACAAACUUAUUUCUGAUCACUUCCCGGUCGCCUUCGACUUUGACUUGAGGAAGCCAGAACGCCUUCUGCGAUUAGUAACAUCCCGAAACCUCCGACAGAUAGAUCUAGCGGCCUUUAGAAGUGACGUCGCAGCCCUUGAGUGCGGUUUAGAUGACCCUGCUAAAGACUACAACAGUCGCCUCAGAGUCAUUUUAGACAAACAUGCACCACUGUCCACACGGCGAGUUACGGACCGCCCUUCCGCCCCUUGGCUCACGCCCGAAAUUAAGGAAGCGAAGCAGAAGCAGCGACGUGCAGAACGCCAAUGGCGGAAGUCGGGCUUGACUGUGCACCGACAAAUCUUUGUUGACCACAGGGAAGGAACCAAGAGGUUGGUCCUUGCAGCUAGGACUGAGUAUGUUAGUCAUCAGAUUACAGACAGCGGCUCAAGCAAGGACUUAUUUCGCAUUGUAGGUCAGCUGACCGGUAAAAACAAGGCUACAUCUCUGCCAAAUAACAUUGCUGUAGAAGAGCUGCCAGACGCUCUAAAUGACUACUUUAUUACAAAAGUUAAGAGGAUCAGAGCGAAACUUGACAGUUGCAUCGAUACUGCUCCAGAAUUCUCAAUAUUCAACGGCUCUUCUAUGGCUGAAUUUGUUGAGGUCAGUGAAUCGAAUGUGAGGAAAAUCCUCGCUGAUACCCCAAGAAAGUCAUGUUCGCUUGACCCUCUUCCAGCAGGGCUCUUGUAUGAAUGUCUGGAUGAAAUAGUCCCCAUCAUCACUUAUAUUAUAAAUCAGUCCUUAGCUACUGGUAUUGUUCCAUCAUCUUUUAAAGAGGCAAUCGUUACUCCACUAUUAAAGAAAUCAAAUCUUGACCCAAAUGUGAUGGAAAAUUAUCGCCCCAUCUCAAAUCUACCAUUUAUUUCUAAAAUCUUAGAAAAAGUCGUUCUCCGCCAACUCCAGGAUCACCUCACUCAGUUUAACUUGUUUGAACCAUUCCAGUCAGCAUACAGGGUGCAUCACUCUACUGAGACAGCCCUGUUGCGCGUCGUAAACGACCUUCUGUCGUCUUGUGAUGAGGGCAAGGUAUCGAUUUUGUCUUUACUCGAUUUAUCGGCAGCUUUCGAUACGCUCGACCACGGCAUAUUGCUCCAGCGUCUGCAACAAACGUUCGGUCUCACUGAUACCGUCCUGUGUUGGUUCCGAUCGUAUCUGACUAAUCGGGUGCAGUCAGUUAUUUCAAACGGCUUGACUUCGAAGAAAUCUAAUAUCGAAUUCGGAGUACCCCAGGGCUCGGUCCUAGGCCCGAUGCUCUUCACGAUGUACAUUCAGCCCCUGGGCGCAGAGAUCAGGCAGUUUGACAUGUUGUAUCACAUGUACGCGGACGAUACACAACUUCAUCAAUCCGUGAUCCCUUCUCAGUUCCCUCAGCUGCUCAGUAUGACACAGAAGACAAUGGAGUCGGUUAAGCACUGGAUGACGAUAAACAAGCUCAAAUUAAAUGAUGAUAAGACUGAGCUGCUCCCCAUCGCAACCGCUCAGAAGCAAAAAUCUGCAAAUAACACUACAUCCAUUACUCUCUCAGGUGUGCGUAUUGAGUUAGCUCAAACAGUGCGGUACCUGGGUGUCUACCUAGAUGGAAGACUAACUUUUGAAAGUCAUAUUAACAUGCUAUGCAAGGCGAUUUUUCUGGAGCUGCGCAGGAUUAGUCACAUCAGGCCCUUCCUAACAAUUGAUGCAACAAAGAGGCUGAUGUCUGCAUUUGUGCUAUCACGCAUGGACUAUUGCAAUGCUCUCAUGGUGGGUCUUUCAUCUACGCUCCUGGAUAAAAUUCAAAUAGCACAGAAUAAUGCGGCUCGCAUUGUUCUCCGCAAACGCAAGUUUGACCAUGCAAAAACCCUUCUGAGAGAGUUGCAUUGGCUGCCGGUGCGUGCUCGCAUAGAGUACAAAAUCGCAACUUUGUGCUACCGCUGCUUACAUGACCUGGCGCCGUCCUAUCUGAAAGAGCUGCUGACGCCUUAUGUACCCACUAGAGAGCUCCGCUCAUCCGAUAGUGGCAAACUCUCGACACCACGUGUUUGCCUUGAGACUUACGGAAAGCGCACUUUCGCAUUUGCUGGUCCACUAAUUUGGAAUGCCCUUCCUGUCGAUCUCAGAAACAACCAGACACUGGAGUCCUUUAAAACCGAUUUAAAGACACAUCUAUUUCGCAAACACCUUCUGGGAUGAUUGUCAACAUUAUUUUCCAGUUAAUGCAUAAUGGCUGUGUUGCUUAUGGUUGAAAUGGCUAGAAAGACUUUGCCAUUGUAUGCUUGUACUUAGUUUUUGUCGUGUUGCGUUUGUUUUAAAUGUGGUAAACUAUAGAUUUGUUUGUUUUUUUUUACUUUGUACCGCGCUUCGAGCCUUUGGGGAUGAAGCGUGUUUUUGAAAUGAACUUUAUUAUUAUUAUUAUUAUUAUCAUGAAGUAAAUAUGACCCAUGAGACCCAUCUACCUUUGUAUAGAGAUUUUGAAGUCGGCGCUAAAACUAAAUGCAGGAACUCAUUAGAUGUGUUUGAAAAUUGCAAUUAGACCUUAAUUUUUGUAUAUCUUUGCAGAAACAAUCAACCGUAUCCAAGAAAAUCCAUUUAAUUUUUUUAAAAUUUAAAUCUGACACCAUUAGCAUUGUUGGUUUGAUUUUUUUUAAAUGUACAUUUUAAAAAUUUGGAUUUUAUUAUUUUGUAUUCCUGUAAUUAUGGGCUGAUUUGGGUUCCAGGGGAAAAAAAAUAUUUAAAGAAUUGGUUCCCACAAGUGUUAUUUAUUUGAAAAAACACCGGUAUUCACUGAAAUGGCGUCUGGACACAUCACUUGACUGAUGCGGAUGAUCCACUUGUUGCUUAAGACUUAUCUUGUUAUGUUUCAGUCAACUCGUCCAGCUGGAAGAGGCCAGAGAAGCGGACUCGGCAGACCUCACUGCACUGACCAAUGAAUUCACCGCCAGACUCGGAGAAGCUGAAAAGAAAUGGCAAGCUGUUCUUAAAGUAGGUGACCCACGGUCAACAUGGAAACAGUAUUGUCAUGUUUUGCUGAAUUUAUAGCUGUUUGUUGACUCAAGUUGUCAUGGAAACACCACUGUUAUGUUUGUUUCUGUUAUGCCGGUAUUGACGUGAGCUGUCUAGGUUAGACAUGUGUCAUAAAUAAUGGUUUUAAAUCCAGGACUGUUGAUUUUCUUUUAAUUUAAAUCAAGACUCAUCAUCUGCAUCAAGACAAUCUUGUUUUAAAUAUAAUCAAUGAAAACCUGUUUCUUGUACCAAUCUUGUUUAAAAUAUAAUCAAUCAAAACCGGUUUCUUGUAAUAAAUCUUGUUUUAAAAAUAAUUUAAAAAACCUGUUUCUUGUACCAAUCUUGUUUUAAAUAUAAUCAAUGAAAACCUGUUUCUUGUACCAAUCUUUUUUUUCAGGAGAAGGAAAGUUUGAAGCAAAAGCUGACUACAGCUGAGAAAGAGCUGGAGAGACGGUAAGUCGUUGGUGAUGGAGUUUGACAUAAACACCGUUAUGAUUGGUGUCGUGAGUGUAAACAAAUUAUAACAGCUACACCCAUCGUCACGCCUCUAAGUCGAAAGCUGAAAAUUAAGAAUAAUAGAACAGCUUUAUCAUCUUAAAUCGAUAAAUAUUUUAAUCCCCACCAUUAAGGUCAUAGAUUGUAGCGGUAGGAUCCCUAAUUUGUAGAUGUGCCCCACCCUUAAGGUCAGAUUGUAGUGGUAGGAUCCCUAAUUUGUAGAUGUACCCCACCCUAAGAUCAUAAUUCCAAAUUAAGGUCAUAGAUUGUAGUGGUAGGGUCCCUAAUUUGUAGAUGUGCCCCACCCUUAAGAUCAUAGAUUGUAGCGGUAGGAUCCCUAAUUUGUAGAUGUGUCCCACCCUUAAGGUCAUAAAUUGUAGCGGUAGGAUCCCUAAUUUGUAGAUGUGCCCCUUUCUAAGAUCAUAGAUUGUAGCGGUAGGAUCCCUAAUUUGUAGAUGUGCCCCACCCCCCACCCUGUUUAUUCUAAGAUAAAUCUGAAGACUUUCAGCCGUCUACCACUGCAGUCAGUUCCAACAAGAUAACAUUUUUAUCUGGAUCAGAACCAUACUGACCAACCCUUCAUUAAUACAGCUCCACCAAAACUAUUUUCCCCAGAUCUGGAGGCACUGACAGUGAAGCUCUGUUGGAAGAAAAGAAGGAGCAGGUGGCACAGCUUUUAGCGGAAGGUUGGUGUGUUCUAAAUGGCAUGUGUAUCAAUUACGAAAAGAGCAAUAAGAGAUGAAGUCCAGCACACUAACCAGCUCGUCUACCUUCCAAAAGAAAUGGAAGGAAAAGUAGCAUAAAUUGAAUGCAAAUAAAUAACACGCAUCAUUACGGGAUAAUUCAUUUCAUUACAUUGUUUUUCCUCCCUAAAACACGUCUGGGGAUUCAAUGUUGGGCGCGCCAUACCAAAUAGGCUGCAAUGCUGUAAGCAAAAUGGGAAAAUACCAUGUUACCAUGUUGGUUGAAGUGCUGUAUUCAGACAAUCAAUGAAACUUGUUUUACUGUGUCAUGUAGGAGAAAAGCUGAGCAAACAACAACUCCAGAACAGUAACAUCAUCAAGAAGCUCAGAGCUAAGGAAAAGGAGACUGAUGCCACCAUUACUUCUCAGAGGUCAGUACUCACUCCCAAUGGGAUAAACACAUCUUUCCUUUCUAUUCAGUACUCACCCCAAGUAGGAUAAACACAUCUUUCCUUUUAAUAACUCGAUCAGCAUCUCAUUAAUCUUCAACUAAUCAAUUGCAUUAUAGUCUCAUUAGCACACUCUGAGAACCAAUAAUGAAAUAAUAUACACACAAAAUAAUUUAAGGCUAUUUCAUUUCAAUAGUCCAAGUCUAUAAUAUAAUUUCUACAUACCAGGAUCCCAAGUCUAUAAUAUAAUUUCUAUGUACCAGGAGCCUAAGUCUAUAAUAUAAUGUCUACAUACCAGGAUCCCAAGUCUAUAAUAUAAUUUCUAUGUACCAGGAGCCUAAGUCUAAUAUAAUUUCUAUGUACUAGGAGCCCAAGUCUAUAAUAUAAUUUCUGUGUACCAGGAUCCCUAGUCUAUAAAAUAAUUUCUGUGUAAUAGGAUCCCAAGUCUAUAAUAUAAUUUCUGUGUAUCAGGAGCCCAAGUCUAUAAUAUAAUUUCUAUGUACCAGGAGCCCAAGUCUAUAAUAUAAUUUCUGUGUACCAGGAUCCCUAGUCUAUAAUAUAAUUUCUGUGUAAUAGGAUCCCAAGUCUAUAAUAUAAUUUCUGUGUACCAGGAUCCCUAGUCUAUAAUAAUUUUAUUGUAUAAGACUGUAAUGUGGUAAAACUAGUUAGUGAACAUGAGUGAACAAAUGUGAUAAGAAAUAAAACAUGUUUUUUUAAAAAUAAUUCUAGGAAAAAACUGGAUGAGGUUACCAAGGAAAUGGAGCGACUCACAUCAGUUUUAGAUUCCAGGGAGGACCUGGAGAAAAAACAAGCAGGUGAGGAUAUGACUUGUCUUAAAUAAGUAGUGUCGUUUUGAAUACAGGUCUUGUUAGACAGGUAGAUGUAGGUCAGCGUUUAUGUUCACUGACAAUAACUGGGGACCUCUAUGACUUCUGAGAUUCUCUGACUUACCAGUGCGCCAAGAAAAUGGCAAUGCUGAUCAAGUAGCCAUAAUUAUCAUCGGUUCAAUUUGCCAUUAUUAUCAUCAGUUUAAGUUGCUAUAAUGAUUAUGCACUUAUUUGUACCGGUAUCAAAGUAAGAUUUUUGUGUGUUAUUUUUUUUUUUUAAAUUAGAUUUACUGAAAAGUGUAUUUUUGUACUUGUCUGGCAAGUCAAGUCAAGUCAACUUUGACUUGAACACAUGUAGACUUAAUUAAUAGCUCUUUGGAAAAUUACCUGAUAGAAUUUAAUUCCUUCGUGCUACAUGAGAUGGGAGAUGGACUCUAAGACACAUCUAUGUUCUCUGGUAGAUAUGCUUUGCUGGAGCAAGAAAAUUUUAACCAAUGUCUUAAGAGUACAUGACUGUCAACGUCAUAUGAACCAUUGGUUAAAUAACUCAUGACUGUCAACUUCAUAUGAAUCAAUGGUUUAAAAACUCAUGACUGUCAACUUCAUAUGAACUAAUGGUUAAAUAAUUCAUGACUUUAAACUUCAUAUGAACUAAUGGUUUAAUAUCUCAUAAAUGUAAACUUCAUAUGAACUAAUGGUUUAAUAUCUCAUAAAUGUAAACUUCAUAUGAACCACCAAUGGUUAAUUAUUAUUAACUAAUAUUUGUUUCAGAUGCAAUAAAUCAGCUCAAUUCAGCAGUUCAAAGGCAAGAAAAGGAAAUCAGUAAACUUAAGGUCAGUCGCAUGGAUCCUUAGCCUUAAAAAUAGAUCAAAUGUGAUGCCCUAACUUAGUCCGUUAGUGGGCUGAGAUUAGAUUUUGCUAUAGUUAGUCAGUGGAGGUAAGUCACAUGGACCUUCAGCCUUAAGAAUGGAUCACAUGUGAUGUGGGAAUUUAGUUUGUAGGCUGAGAUCAGAUUAUACUAUAGUUAGUCAGUGGAGGUAAGCGACAUGGACCUUCAGCCUUAAGAAUUGAUCACAUGUGAUGUGGGAACUUAGUUUGUGGGCUUUGAUCAGAUUAUGCUAUAGUUAGUCAGUGGAGGUAAGUCACAUGGACCUUCAGCCUUAAGAAUUGAUCACAUGUGAUGUGGGAACUUAGUUUUUGGGCUUUGAUCAGAUUAUGCUAUAGUUAGUCAGUGGAGGUAAGUGACAUGGACCUUCAGCCUUAAGAAUUGAUCACAUGUGAUGUGGGAACUUAGUUUGUGGGCUGAGAUCAGAUUAUGCUAUAGUUAGUCAGUGGAGGUAAGUCACAUGGACCUUCAGCCUUAAGAAUUGAUCACAUGUGAUGUGGGAACUUAGUUUGUAGGCUGAGAUUAGAUUAUGCUAUAUUUAGUCAGUGGAGGUAAGUCACAUGGACUUUCAGCCUUAAGAAUUGAUCACAUGUGAUGUGGGAACUUAGUUUGUGGACUGAGAUUAGAUUAUGCUAUAGUUAGUCAGUGGAGGUAAGUCACAUGGACUUUCAGCCUUAAGAAUUGAUCACAUGUGAUGUGGGAACUUAGUUUGUGGGCUGAGAUCAGAUUAUGCUAUAGUGGCUGAGCGGUCUAAACUGAGUCAGUCCCAAGCUUGUGGGCUUGAAUUCAAUCCCCAGCAAAGGCUAGACAAGCAAAAACACCAGCACCCUGGGCAGAUGGGACUCAUUAACCUUGGAUAGCCACCCAUCUAAGAGAAGGCAAAAAAAUGAAAUCAAACCUGGAGAUGGAGUCAUGUAGUGCAGUAUGUCAUCACAAUGAAAAUUCCGACAGCUCAUGCAUGGUGGAGCACUUAAUAAGGUCAGGGAGACACCAGAAACACAGCUGGUCGUCAUCUACUGCAUCCUGGUCUAUUUCCUGUCGUCUUGACUAAGUCUUGCCAUUGGAUGAGAUAGGCCAGGGUGAGAGUGAGGCUGAUGAAUUGAGCAACUCUCCCUCACUUUAAACAAAAUAUAGCUCGACUCUAGUAGAAGCCCUGGUCACCUUUGCUUGUGAAGACGAACAAUAAAAAUUAUAAUGCUUUAGUUAGUCAGUGUAGAUUGUUUAUUAAAGUAGAGCAUUUGUUGAAUAAAUUAUAAGAUAGAUUGCAAGAUUGAGAUCAGAGAUGCCUAAACUGUGGUCUGCUGCCAUUAAGGAUAUGUAUAAGUGGCUUAUUCCAAAAUCUUUUCUCCCUUCUAUAAAAUGUCAUUAUUGAAAGUCACCCCUUAUCACUUAUUUCAUAAAGACCUUGAUUCUGAGUGACACAAAAAGAAGUCUACAUGUGAUAGUACAAGUUCUCUUCUUCCCUACUCUUAUAAUCAUUAUUAUUGAUAGGAUACUUCACAUAAUUUUGAUAGAUUAAUCGCUCCAUUUAGACUAAACUAUGUCCUGAAUGUUAGCUCUGUAGAUAUCCAAAGAACCAGAUCUAUAAGCAUAUAAAUGUUUAUCUCAGAAACAAACCACAAUAUCCGAACAAUUCAUCUGACACAUCAAAAAGUCAUUGUCAGUCAAGAUUAGAUGCUUUUUUGUGUUGUUUUUUUGACAGAGUGACCUUGAGGAUGCCCAAGAAAAAAAUCGUGGCCUCCAAGCUGCAUUGGAUAAUUCAUACAAGUAAUAUUUCAUGUCUGUCUAUUCUUUGAGAUAUAUUGAUAACAAGUAAUCAUUCCUGCUAUACAUAUCUUUGCUUGGGGUGAGUCUUGUGUAUGCAUUUUUAAUAAUUUAUUUUAUUACAAGUAACUAAUUUGGGGGGGAGGAGUAGAUGUAGGAGCCUCCUGUAUGUAGAGACCCUUAUUGUGGCCAAGAAUAACCCAAGACUGUCAGGGUUGUAUCUAAAAAUUAAUCUGAGAUAAUUUUUGUUUAAACAGAGAGAUUGCUGAGCUGCACAGGUCCAAUGCAACCCAGGAUAGCAAAGCUCAGGAGGCAGCACUCAGUGCAGAAACCCAUGUGAGGGAAGAGCUGAAGGCAGCCAUGGAUAGGGAGCAGAUCAAAUUUCGACAAGAAAGAGAAGCCUUCAUUAUACAGGUUAGUUGAAAGAACACCGUAUAGGCACCUUUGCCUUUUAUUUCAUGCAGAACUAACUGUAAUGUCCUGUGAUGAAUUGUAGUACAUUUGCCCUUAUUUAAGACAGACUUUGUAAUGUCCUAUGAUGAAUUGUAGUACAUUUACCCUUAUUUAAGACAGACCUCGUAAUGUCUUGUGAUUAACUAAAACUAUUCCAUUGGCUCCUAGGCUGAUGACCUGAGACUUGAAAUGUCCAGAUUAGAAAAGGAGCAUAGUCGGCGUGAAGACCUGUUGAGGCAAGAGAUUGCACAUUUACAAGAAGUAAGUUUUUUUUUUUGGUAACUCAAUAUUUCAGUGUCCAAUCUGUUGUCUAUCUACUGAUUGGCAUUGCCUUGUAAUGAAACUCAAUGUCUAUUUACUGUUUGUCUUUGCAGAGAUCAGAAAGAUAAAAUUGAUGCAUAUUUAUCAGUUAGAAAACAUUGUUUUGGUUGUUUGGCAGAAAAGGACAUAUGUAUGAUGUAGUAAGACAAAGCUUACAGUUAGGGGAAUGAGACAAAUUAUUUUAUUGUACCGUAGUUUUAUAAGCCACCUUGAUAUCCAGUAAAGUGACGUACGGUUUGGGAUGUUUUGAAUUAAUUGUCUAAAGAGAAUAUUCUAAACUCUAGAGACUACAGGAAGAUGAAGUCAGGAGUCAAGACUUGACUCACUCUGUCACAUCAGCUACAAGGCCUCUGCUCAGACAAAUCGAGAAUCUUCAAGCAACUUUUGGUGCUCAGUCAGCUGCCUGGGAGAGGGUGGAAAAAACGCUGACAGAUAGACUAGGUAUGGCUGAUGCAUGCCAGGUGUGAUUUUAGGCUUGGUAUGGCUGACACGUGUCAGGUGUGAUUUUAGGCUUGGUAUGGCUGACACGUGUCAGGUGUGAUUUUAGGCUUGGUAUGGCUGACACGUGUCAGGUGUGAAAGUUAUGACUGAUGCAUGUCAGUUGUGAUUUUUAGGCUAGGUAUGGCUGAUUACCUGUCAGGUGAGAUUUUAGGCUACAUAUGGAUGAUUACAUGUGAGGUGGGAUUUUCAGCCAGGUAUGGCUGAUUUUAUGUCAGGUGGGAUAGGUAAGGAAAUAGAAACACACACUAGGUGAGAACUUGACUACCAACACAAAUAACGAUUGUCAAACGAAAGCCUUCCUAAGUGAAAAAAAAAAAAUGAUGAGUUAAGAAAAAAAUUUGAAGUUAAAAGAAAAAAGCUUAACCUAAUGGUAAAUGUCGAGUAUGGCAGAUGAAUGUCAGAUUAGGUUAGCUUGAAUAAGCUAAUAACUGCAAAAAAUAAAGCAAAUCUUUGUAUGGUUUCUAUAUUAACCCAGCUGAAUCCCAGACAGCUCUGGCUAUUGCCCAGGAGAAGGAAAGGACAGCCUGUGAACAACUGAUGGAGCUAACAGCAAAGCUGACAUCUGUUGAGGCCUCCAAUUCAAGAUUAAAACAAGAAAAGUACCAACUGGCGGCUCAGUUAGACAAUGACAAAGCCCAGCUGGAGGAGUUGCAAGAUGCAAGAAACAAGUAACCAACAUUUAUUUACUUUCUGGAAUGGUGGUCCUUCAUUCUUCUAAUUUACAGCAUGACUGUACAAGAAAAGAUGGAAUAACAGAUGUACUGAGAGAUUAAGACAAAAGCUACUUCCAGAGUAGUAGAAUUCCACUUUAAAGACGGCUCCGAAUGCCAUAUAUUCUGGAUCCUGUAAAAGCCAUACCCAUAUAAAAAGCCAAACCUUCUGGCCAUAUCUAUCCAUACCCCUAUAAAACCCACUCCUUCUGGCCCUAUAAAUAUAAAAACCAUACCUUAAGGACAUAUAAUUACAGCUUGAGGGAGGGUAUAUCAGUGCUGUAUAGUAAUAGAUAACACACUAAUAAUAACACAAUAAUAGAUUGAUUUCUAAAAUUCUUUUUGUUGCUAUAAUAUGAAUUGAUUUCAUUUUGUCUCCAGUAUUGUUGCUCAAUUUGAGGCAGGCAAGCAGAAAAUAUCCCAGGAAUUGAACCAGCUGAAAAUGGACAAGGUAAAGGAAACAUGGAACACAUACAUGUUGGCAAUUGUCAUUUGUUUAAAAAUGUUGGCAAAGAAUUGAAGUUGUUUCCAUUAAAUUGUAUUCAAUUGUAUUUUUUUUUUGAUAAUUCACUUUUCUAUUUUGAUUUAAUGUUCACAGAUUCAUCUGGAAUCACAGCUUACGGUAGAACACACCCGACUGGAGACAGAGAAAAAGAAGAUUAUUGCCCUAGAAGAACAGCUAAAAUUGCUUGUAAGUGGUAAAAUUGCACCAAACAUAUUGUCAUUGUUUUGGCACGGAGAUCUCAAAAUAUGAUAAUUUUUAAAAAUUUAAAAUUUUAAAAUACCUAGUACCUCUCAAUUAAGGACCCACAGAGAAGCAGAUUAGCCUAUUACCAAUUAAUGGGCCUUAAUGCUUAUUGUAAUUAAUUAUUAGAAAUUUAUUAUUAUAAUUCAUAUGAUGAAAUCCCUAAUAUUAUGUAGAUAAAAUGUAAAACUAAAUGCCUAUAAAAGCAUAGUCUCUUAGUAAAAAAAAAGCAAGGGUUCCAUAAAAAUGUUGGUUAAAACUUUCUGCCUAAAGGUGUUAAAAUAUAUAAUUAAACAUCAUCAGUCUUCAAGCCUGAUUAGCAUUGGAGAGAGGCAUACAUUGCAAAACCAAGACCAGUUAUUUUGAGAAGUGGUCUUAAGCAAAAGAUCUAGCUAAAUGAAAUUUGGUAAAAUUAUUAACCAAUAAAUUUACUUCAUAUACAAUUAAUUUCUUGAGAUUAUUAUUUCACAUUGUGGUAAUCCAUAUACACGACCGGACUUAGACUUGAUGAGGCCCUGCGCUAUACAAAGUCCAGAGGUCCCCUACCGUUUUAAAUUACAUCAGCUGGUCAAAGAAAAAAUUUAAAUAGGUUACCGGCUGUAGCUUAUUAAGCUUAUACGUAAAUCCGACACUGUCCAUUUAUGCAAAUUACCAAAAACUAUGUAUGUUAAAUUAUGAUGGGAUUUCUGAUUAUCAGGUUGUUUUUUUUUCAAAAUGAUGAUCAAGUAUCAUUGUUUUUAUAUAUUUUUUUUACAUUACAAAAUUUUUUAAAUCACAGAUAAUUUAUUUAUUUAUAUUUAAAUUGUAUUAUUUAAUAAAUGAAAUAUUUUUAUGUACAAGAUUCAGUAUAAAUAAGGUAUUCCAACCAAUACUGGCUUGUGUAUUAAAAAAUACCAACUUAAUAUCUUUUAAACCUCAAAAUCUCCAAUCUAUUUAUAGCCCAAUAAUAAUUUUUGUUCAAAUUUUCUUUAGAGGAAAUACUUGCCCAUGGGAAAUUAUAAUAUUUUUUUAAAAUAUAUUUUAUUUUUCAGCAGGAAAGGUUGAGAUCAGCUGAAAGCCCAUCUCCAACAUCAUCCUUAUCUCUGAGUCGCAACAACAGUAUGAUAGGAAGUAUUCAUGAACCACCCUCCAUGCACUGGUCUUUCCAUGUAAUUUUCUUAUUAUAUUAAUGAAAUAGAAGUGAAUAGUAAAAUCAGUGCAUCAUGUUUACAGAUGAUGUAGUAUGCUAUAGUGAUGGGAUUGAAUGAUACAAUGAAUUUAAUAAUGCUAGUUUUUUAAAGAAUUAUUGUUGCACUUUAAUUUCUUCAUUGAGUCAAUUCAGUGAAUUCAUUGGCAAUCAAUCCAAUACUCAUACCAUAUCACAAGUCAGGAUUUUAACUACUUCCCCAUGACACCUGUAAAAAGGGUGACUUUAUUUUUUUUUUUUUAUUUUGAGCCCUUUAACUAUGAUUUGAUAGUAUAUUGGCAUGAUAAACCUCUGCAAAGUUAAAAAUAUCUUACUGCCAUAUUUUAAAGCCACAUGCUCUCUGAACUGAGGACAAAAACAUAUUGUAUCUGAAAUAUAAAAAAAAAUCUGCAUUUCUGAGCAGACCAGUGUUAAUGCCCUCAUAUACCAAGUAUGCAAUUUUAACAUUUAUUAUCAUAUUUUAUUUUAAUAAUUGGUACUGUAAUAUAGUCUUUGAAUUCAGUCCCAAAUAAAUGGCAAUCCUGUGUUAUUAGAAUUUGUAUAAAUUAUAAAAUUGUAAUUUGUUUAAAAAUGGUCUCAUAUUAGAAAAUGAUAAUAAAAUAAUUAAUUUUGUAUUUAUUUUGAACAUAUUUUUGGGAAAUUAAUUUCAUUCUCUUUACCAGGAAGAUAGUGACUCUGGUUCAACAUUGGGAGGAUCAAAGACAAGUGUCUAUGACAGCUUGAGACAAUCUGGUGCUGCCAUUGUUGUGGAAAAUUUAUCAUCUCAGCUAAAGCUGAAGGAAGGGGAAAUAACUCAAUUACAGGUAGAUUAAAAUUGCAAAUUUUGAUGGGCUAACAGACCUGUUUACUCUUACGAUUUUGGCGUAAAAUGUACGAUUUUGAGUUAUCUUUUAUGGUUGUACACUAACACCUGUUAGAACUACAAUUUUAAGAGAUGGGUUAAAAAUAUAAACAUUCCAUUAUAUAAACAUAAAGAUUUUUUUUUAAUUCAUUUUUUUUUCAUUUGUUAGUUUUAGCUCCUUUCUACAACCAGCAGUGAAUGGAUUGAGAAAUACAAUUGGUUGGGGGCCAUCUAUAAGUAUAUUAUGUUUGCCAUGAGAGGGGAAGGGGGUGGUGGUGUUGCAGGAGAGUGCGUGUGACUUGGGGGGGGGGGGGGGUGUCUAAAAAUGUAAGUGUAUAAAAAUACCACCACCAUGUUGUUUUUGUGUUUUCAUAAUGAAGUCGCUAGUCAAGGCAACAGUAAUAUCAGCGUAUUCGCCCUGGUGACAAUUUAAGUCAAUCCUCACUGUUGUUUGCUUUGGUGCUUCAUAACAUAAGUUUGUGUCAUAAUUAUUUCAUUGGGCUGAACCGAUGCGAAUACAAAAAAGGAGAAAACUAGUUUGUUAUGGUUUUUUUUUACAUGAGAUUGCUUGCUCAACUGUUAUGUACAGAAACAUUUAGAUUUUGACAGAUUUUUAUAGGAUCUGAGAGGGCCUUUGAAAUCUAUUUUUAGAAAGCACAAAACAGCGUAAUGAUUUUUAAUAACUUCGUUUGGUUCCAACACUCCUUCCUUACACCCAUUUACAACUUGUGGUAGUUAUUAAACUAUAAUAUGUUAACAAGAAAUAAGAUUGAUUGAUUAUUAAUAAGAUUAUGACAUUCCUAUUUGAUAAUUAAUUCUUAUUUCAAUAAUAUUUAUUUUGUGCUGAACUAACAUUCAGUUUGAACCACAUUAAUGUUCACCAGUCAAUUUAUUUUCACAAGUGACAAUGUGAUAAUUUUUUCUGGACGUGCACCCAAAUAUUAAUUGAUAUCUAUAGUCUAUAGCGCACGUCUGCAAAGCUAAGUGACCAAAGAUUGCAAUAUAAACACCAGUCAUCUACUUUUGGAAGUAACCGCUCGACACGUGAUAAAAGUAGUUAUUCUCUAUAUUAUAUGUACUGCAUGUUUAUUUAUUUACGGUACUAUGAAGAUACUGUAUUGUACCAUCUUGAGACGAUAAUGUACGAUUUUAGGAGUUUGAGGGUAAUCAGGUCUGAGCUGACUAAUAUGAGUUUAAAUAAUAGGAACUUAUUAAGUCAAUUUUUAAAUAGGUACAUGGCAACAUGACAUGGAGAGUUUUGAAAAUGUUAUAUUGGAUAGUAACCAUAAUGGAGAGGUUUAAUUUGCUAACUAACUUGGUCGGGACAGACAUUUUAAUAGUCCUAUUUUAAGUUUAUUAUUUUUCAAUAUGCUUUGUUAAAAUUGGCAACAUUUUAAUUUUUUAAAUUUUAUACCACAAAAAGUGGGUGAGUCCAAGCUGAUGUUAAAGUAUUUAUAUCCAAAGAUUUACUCUCUAUUUUAACCACAAUUUGUCUACAGUCAGAAAUAGGCCAACUGGAACGUACCAGAGAGUCCAUGGCACGAGAACUUGUGAAUUUAAGUAAUCAAAUAGAUGAACUUUCAGGCUUAAAAACUGCACAUCAGGAAUUGCAAGAACAGUUUAAUGUAAGUUUGCUCAAUAACCAUAAGUGCAGCUACGUCAAAUAUUUUUGCAGUGUGGAUUGGUGAGAUUUUUUUUUAUAGAAAAAAAAAUUACAGUAGUAGUACACCUGUUAAAAUGAGAAAAAAAACACAAGGCCAGAUACUUUUAUACAACCCAAUGUUAAAAGAUUCUUCUGAAAAGAAAGUAUUUUUGUCUUAAAUGUAGUAAAUAUUGACAGCUUAAUGCUUUUAAUUGACAUUUGUAUUAGUAAUGAAAACGCAUCUUAAGGGGUACUGAAUAAUGUGUGCAGUAUGUUAAAAGUUAAGUAGAGCUAUAUUAUUUUAUAAAUUUUAUUGCACUUACGUAAAUUUAUUAAAUUAUUUACUUUGAGGUUUCUUUUGUAAUCAACCAACUUCCCAUGAUGAAUAAAUUUCCUGAAUUUUGCACACACACAAAGUUUUGUCAAUUCAGAAUGUUAUAAUUUGGGACUUUCCAUACAGAAUUUAAACUUAAUUUUGAAGUCCUGACUUACACAAGUUAGUAUUUCUAAAGUUCUAAGAUUGUUUGAUAAGAAACAUAUGAAACAACAACCCCAACCAUUUGUAUUGCCAGGAACUAAACAGUCGAUAUAGUGCCAUUCUACAGAUGUAUGGAGAGAAGGAAGAACAGGUCCAGGAACUGAGACUGGAUUUGCAAGAUGUCAAAGAGAUGUACAAGUCACAGGUAUUUUCUUCACUUUAACAAUUUUUUAAUUAAUUAAAAAUAGUUUUAUAAGCUUGUUGAAUUUUUAGAAAAUAUAUGUUUAGCUAAAAAAAAAUAAGGCUGUGGGAAAUGGAUCUUGGAUGUUGAGGCAUCUUAGUUUUGGAGUAGUUAGUAUUAGUAUCUUGGGUAAGUUAUGCAUGUUAGCAGUCAGAAUAGGUAUAGUUUAUGUAAGUUAGCUUGGGACAUAUACUCAGUCCAGUUUCACAUUUCUUCUCAUCUGCAAAAAAAAUGUAUGUGCCACUGAAGUUCUUUUAUGCUAUUAGGUUAGAUGAUCAUUUUUUGGUACUGUUAUAAUGUAACAAAACACACAAAAUCUUUUUUUCUGCAGAUUGAUGCUCUCAUGGCCAAAUAAAGAAAGAAAAGAACUUUAGACUUACAGUUUGGUUGUUAAAAAAAAUUUACAAUAAUACAGCAGGUUAUAAGUUAUACAAUUAUGUAACAGUUGUAUUGUAUAAAUUUUUAAACAUGGACCUAACUUUGACCUAAACAUCCAUCAAGUAUUAAUUUCUAGUGCAAGCAUAAUCACAUGUAGGUAUUAUAAUACAUCAGGGUUUUUUUAAGUGGUAACUAAUGACUAAAAUAGGCUGUAUAACUGAAAAAUUGCCAUCAAAUUAUUUAUUAUUCCUUUAAAAAAAUCUCUACUCUGGGUUCAAGUCUUGAUAUAAUAUAUUCCAGUGAUCAGGAUACUUAAGGGUCAUCCAUAAAUUAUAGAUACAAUUAUAGAUGCAAGGGGGAGCCUGUCCAAAAAUGUAUAGGGACUUGGGAAGAUGGCUUUUUAGAACCUUUCAAUGAUGAUUGAGUGGGGCUUUACUUGUUGUAGUGCUUAUGGCUGUUUGAAUUUUUUCAAUUUCAACAUAUUGCAUUUUAUGAACUACCUUGUAAUUAUCAUUUUCUAUUCCUGCUGGUAGUAAGUAACCAGUAUUUAACUGUGAUAUUUUAAUUACAUUUGUGAUUGGGAUUGUAAUAUAAUUGGUGGGAAAUAAAUCAAUGAUUUUAUACUAUUACUAAUACUGUAUACAAAUCAUUCAGUUGAGCAACAAAGAUGUUGAGUUUGUUAUCAACAGUAAAGAUGUGGAAGUUAUUAACCAUAGGAAUUAAAUCAAAUGACAAAUCUUGCAAUUGUAGGCAAUAGGACAGGCAAUGCUUGUUUAGAAAAGAUUAUCAAAAUAAUAAUUGCUUUAACUUUAAGAUGUCUGUAAAUUUGGCUUGUUCCUGGACAGCAGACACCUUAACACUUGUGUAUAGUGAAGCCUAUGAAAAUAGUGAAGUACCAUACCUAAACUGCAACUAAUUCAGGAUGUUUUAUAUAUUUUUUUUAUUCUUGUAGUAAUUUAUUUUUUUAAAUGUAGAAAUUUUAUUUCAAGUUAUUUAUAUAUUAUUACUAUUGAUAAUGAAGUAUGUGGUUUUCAUAUUUGGUCGUCUUUCACUGAGUCAAUCUGCAUGGUUGUAAUAUUCAGAGGGAAAUUUGGUUAGGAAAUAAAAUGCAAAUGUUUUUUAUCAUGACCAAAUUGUCUUAUGGAACACUUUAUUUGUAUAACUAGAAAGAUUUUUUAAUUAGUUCUUAAAAUAUUGAGAAAUCUGAUGCAUAAGGUAUGUAUGAAAAAAUACAAACUACACGACAUUUGCAGUUGGCUUUUUUCUCAAGCUAUUCCAUACCAUGUCAGUCUGGCCUACAUUUUCCUAAACACUAAACUUCUGUGGGAUUGUUGUAUGUGAAGAGAGAACUGAUAUGAUAUUGAUAAAAUAAAAUAUUGUAUUGCAAAAAAAUAGUAUACAGAAAAAAAAAGGAAACCCUUUCAUUACCAUUAACCUCAAUACCUUUA